Coffea eugenioides is the source of this 1083-nucleotide messenger RNA. RefSeq lists its product as uncharacterized. Lineage: Eukaryota; Viridiplantae; Streptophyta; Magnoliopsida; Gentianales; Rubiaceae. The record is from RefSeq and is a predicted model, not a curated record. Gene Ontology annotation, biological process: chloroplast organization; thylakoid membrane organization. Gene Ontology annotation, cellular component: chloroplast. The coding region runs from base 288 to 812 and encodes 174 amino acids. The transcript has 5 exons.
CUCUUCUUCCUCCCCUUGCCUCGCUCCUCCUCUGUUUCCAACUUUCCACCACCACAUGCCCCCCCCGGCGGCCGGGGCCCCUGUAUGUUUCCCGACCUUCACUUCCCUACUGCUUCUCCCUUUCACGAUCGUCUACCAUUCUGUACUUGAAUAAAAUUGGCCCUUUUUCUUAGUGUUUGUUUGGUGCAGAUCUUUUAAGGAAAUUCCUGUUAAUUUUUUAUCCCUGUGUGAACCCGGUCAAACUUGCUAUUUCGUUUUAAAAACGGUAAUUCCUUUGGUUUACCAGCAUGUCGAUGAUAACUGGAAGUGGAAGUAGGAUCACCAUCCCUGCACCAGAAAUACCACCAAGUCAUGCUAUUUUCUCAGCAAAAAUCAAGCGUCAGUCCAAGAAGAAAAAUCAGUUAAACUUUAUCAAGACAUUGGACUGUAAAACAUUGCAGAUGUGCGCCGCAGCACGCGAACCGUUUGGUGAAGCAAGAUCCAUGAGACAUAAAAAUCAGAGAAAGUCGGCCUCAAUGAUCUUUCAAUCAUCUUUGGCUGCAAGAUGUGUUGCCAUACAAGCUCUAGCCAGUGUAGAAAGACAUUCAACACUUACGAUGCCUCGAAUUAAAGGUGAUAUAAUGGCACCGAAGCUCAGUGACAAUGGCCCUAGAGUUCCUCCAGGAGGUGGUGGAGGUCCUGGAAGAGGUGGCGGAGGAGGCAGUGGUGGAAAUGGUGGAGGAGGAUAUUGGUAUUUAUAUGGUGGAUUCUUUCUUCUUCUGUUUCUUGCUUUUCUUUCAUAUCUGAAAGAUCAUGAGGAGCCAGGAAUGUAGUUAGGAAAGGGUACAGUAGAAAUUGAUAGUUUGGUUUAACUACAAUGGUUUACAAUAGCUAGGAAAGGUCUUCUCUUAUUUCCUUACAAUGGUUUAACUACAUCAGUUAAACUUGCCCUUUUUAUUUUUUUGGCCUUCUUGAGCCACAAUGUUAGGCAGAAAAAGGGAAAUUUUUUGAUCAAGCGAGAUCAACUUUUGAAGCAUGGUUGAUUUUGCAUCAUAUUACAGUGUUAGAAUUUGUGCUGCUGUAUUUCUACCUCAAUAUGCAUUA